UAUAUCAAUAAAAAACACAAUAAAAUGUUUUGUACAUGAACUGAAGCAAUGUGAAAAGGAGACAAUAAUAGACCACAGAAAUACGAUACAUGGAUUAAGAGAGGAUGCAUGCUACAAUAGGAGUGCAUCAGCCUUCACCCUUACACUUUAGUGAUAACACUAUGUACUCAUUACGUAAUAAAACCACACGUUAGCCAUCCAGGGUUCUUGGUAUUAUAGUUACUUCGGAAACAACGGCCUUGGACCACGUUGUAAGGAUUGAUGAACGGUCUUAAUAGAAAGAUAGUUUGCCACCCGAAAUUCUUUCACAUGAACUAUGGCCAGACCUCAUCAACAACUUCACAAUGAAGACACAGCAAUGUCUCUUAUUGGCAGAAUAUCAGAUGUUUACAACUCAACUCUUUCAAAGGGAGAUCCAAGGGUGGAGAACUGGCCGCUGAUGGAGUCCCCUCUACCAUGUACUUUGAUCCUUGUUACCUACUUCAUCUUCCUUCGAACUGGACCGAGAAUGAUGGAGAAUCAGAAGCCAUUUAACUUGAAGCUCAUCCUGCUUAUCUAUAACGUCAUAAUGGUCUUGCUUUCACUCUACAUGUGCUAUGAGUUUCGAAUGUCUUCAUGGCUUUCCAACUAUAACUACAUAUGUGAUCCUGUCGACUAUACAGAUGACCCGCUUGCACUGAGGAUGGCGAACGUUUGCUGGUGGUACUUCUUCUCCAAGAUAAUCGAACUCCUGGACACCGUCUUCUUUAUCCUACGAAAGAAAAACAACCAGGUCACAGUUCUACAUGUCUACCACCACAGUACAAUGAUUGUUAACUGGUGGCUUGGGGUGAAAUACGUGGCUGGGGGACAGUCAUUCUUCUUAGCGAUGUGCAACUGUUUUGUUCAUGUGAUAAUGUACUCUUACUACGCCCUCUCGGCCCUUGGGCCUCACAUGCAGAAAUAUUUGACAUGGAAGAAAUACCUCACACAACUGCAGCUGGUCCAGUUCUUCAUGGUUCUUUUCCACACCGGUCUGAACAUCUUCGUCGAAUGCUCGUUCCCACAAGGAUUCAACUACGCAGUAUUUUUGUACGCAAUAUCUAUGGUCCUGCUCUUCGGUAAUUUCUACAGCAAAUCGUACCACAAAGAAAAGACGGAAAAGGACAAAUCAUAAUUUUCGUUAGUUUUGUUCUAGUUUUUUAUAUAUAAAAAAAGAAACAAGGGUAGUACUGUGUGUAGUUGGUAUCAAUAAUGCAUAUAACACUUUUCAUGCUUAUUAAUGAUAGUUAAAUAACCUUUUUAAAAAGAAAUGAAGAUAGUGCCGUGCCUACCGGGAAUCUAACCCUUGAUUUACAUGGUAAUUGAGCAAUCGGGCGCCAUGGCUUGGACUGACCACACGGUCACGAAAAAUAAAGCCCAGAUCUGAGUGUCCCCUUUCCGAAUUUUCGGCUUUAUCGAUUUAUUCCAGGCUAUUUAAGGCAGUACCGGUUUCCAUAGUAGGACCUGAGCACUUUGAGUAAAGGUAGGCCUACGGUAACUUUAAAACUUAAAAAUUCAUCAGCCUUUCACCACCCGGGUCUCUGGUUUUAAGGCAAAAGGACAAUUUUGUAAGAGCCUCAAAAUAUCUCAUUUGAAAACUUGAAAAUUGUAGAGAUUUGUAGUUUAGACAUAUUUUUAUAAAUACUUGUCAAAUUUUUAAAGCUUCAAUCUUUAUCUAUUAAAAAUGUAAAAUAAUUGAAUCUA
Molecule: messenger RNA, 1725 nt
Organism: Lytechinus variegatus (green sea urchin)
Lineage: Eukaryota; Metazoa; Echinodermata; Echinoidea; Temnopleuroida; Toxopneustidae
Product: elongation of very long chain fatty acids protein 4-like
Exons: 7
Coding region: 317-1156 (279 amino acids)
Biological process (GO): fatty acid elongation, monounsaturated fatty acid; sphingolipid biosynthetic process; fatty acid elongation, polyunsaturated fatty acid
Cellular component (GO): endoplasmic reticulum membrane
Molecular function (GO): fatty acid elongase activity
Source: RefSeq, a predicted model, not a curated record